Lactuca sativa (garden lettuce) is the source of this 1049-nucleotide messenger RNA. Its product is annotated as cotton fiber protein. Lineage: Eukaryota; Viridiplantae; Streptophyta; Magnoliopsida; Asterales; Asteraceae. The record is from RefSeq and is a predicted model, not a curated record.
UAUAAUAUUUAUUUCUAAAAUAUUAAAAUAAAAUGAUGUUACAUUAUAGAAAGGUAUAUAAUAAAAGUACAAAAAUUCAAAACUUGGAAAGCAAGAACCCUAACGGCUAUCUCCCCACCGCCUUUCCAUCUCCCAUUUGAUCUCCCAAAAAGGCAAAAACACCUUUUGACAGCCUAGACCGCCCCACUACCUCAUGAUUUAGUAUAUCAUUUAUAACUCCAUACUUGAAAGACACUAUUUUCAGUUCAGUAUAAAACUCGCAAAGCUUCCCACUCAAUACACAGGCUAUCAUCAUCUCCAUUCUUUCCUUCUUCAAACCAGAAAAUGGGUAAAAGAAGAAUACCGAUGUUGCAGAAAGUUUCAAAUCUCAUCAAACUCUCCAUUUUCAUAGCCAAAAUGAGGUUAAUCUAUCUCAAAAAAUCAACCAAACUCAACAAGUUUAAGUCUCUGAAGCACUACAACAGCUAUGGGUUCCUUCAAGAACACCAGUUCUCACCAUCAAGCACUCCCCUCAUUCGUUUUCAUCGCCGCAAAACAAAUGGAGUCCCGAUGUAUUCGAUUUGCUUUCUUUCGUGUUUUGGAGGGCGACAUCAUGGGGUGAUGGUGGAUGAGAAUUAUUCGUUUGAAUCUGCCAUUAUCCAAGUGGAGAGAGAAUGUGAAGAAGAAGAAGAAGAAGAAGAAUAUGAAGAAGAUUCAGUAGAUGAAAGGGCUGAGAAGUUUAUUGAGAGAUUUUAUGAGGAGAUGAAAAGGCAAAGGAGGGAGUCGGCUAAUUUUCCUCUCAAUAGGAUGCUGGAAUAUUGAGUUCAUCACUUCAAUUUUAUAUAUUUAUUUUAAAUUUUAAUUAUUUACUUUAUACUUCCACAAGAUAUUUUGGAAAUACCGGAGUAAGUGAGACUUGGUUUUCACGAGAGUCGUUUUUUGUCAUGUUUUAAUUGAUUCUUUUGAGUUCAUCACUUCAAUUUUAUUUAUUUAUUUAGAUAGUUGAUUUCGUUGUAUCUAUGAGGUCAUUAUAAAUUUCUAAUACCAUAAUAAUAAUAAAUCAUUUUUUA